GCUCUUCCUCGUAGUGCCGCUGGGACCGUUGGCGAGUGAGGGCGUGCAGCGCUUCCGUGUCCCUCGAGCCCUUGUGCGCUGCGAGCUGAGAGAGCAGAGCACGCGGGCGGAUCAUCAUGUCGCGUUACGGGCGGUAUGGAGGAGAAACCAAGGUGUAUGUUGGUAACCUGGGAACUGGUGCUGGCAAAGGCGAGUUAGAAAGGGCUUUCAGUUAUUAUGGUCCCUUGAGAACUGUAUGGAUUGCGAGGAAUCCUCCGGGAUUUGCCUUCGUGGAGUUUGAAGAUCCUAGAGAUGCUGAGGAUGCAGUACGAGGAUUGGAUGGGAAAGUGAUUUGUGGUUCCCGAGUAAGGGUUGAGCUAUCAACAGGCAUGCCACGGAGAUCUCGUUUUGAUAGGCCACCUGCCCGACGUCCCUUUGAUCCCAAUGAUAGAUGCUAUGAAUGUGGCGAAAAGGGACAUUAUGCUUAUGAUUGUCAUCGCUAUAGCCGGCGAAGAAGAAGCAGGUCACGGUCUAGAUCACAUUCUCGGUCCAGAGGAAGGCGAUAUUCUCGCUCACGCAGCAGGAGCAGGGGACGGAGGUCAAGAUCGGCAUCUCCUCGGCGAUCAAGAUCUGUGUCUCUCCGUAGAUCGAGAUCAGCUUCACUCAGGAGAUCUAGGUCUGGUUCUAUAAAAGGAUCGAGGUAUUUCCAAUCUCGAUCCAGAUCCAGAUCCAGAUCCAGGUCUCUUUCACGACCAAGAAGCAGCCGAUCAAAGUCCAGAUCUCCAUCUCCAAAAAGAAGUCGUUCCCCAUCAGGAAGUCCUCGCAGAAGUGCAAGUCCUGAAAGAAUGGACUGAAGUUCGAGUUCACCCUUUAGGGAAAAGCUAUUUUGUUUACAUUAUUAUAAGGGAUUUGUGAUGUCUGUAAAGUGUAACCUAGGAAGGCUAUUUCAACCAUCUAAUCAAAAUGGAUCUGGAUUAUUACUCUGUAAAUUCACAGCAGUAAGAUAAUAUACAUUUUUGUUGAAUGUAUUAACAUCCUAUGGUCUGAAAAUGUGGGUUUUUAUUUGGCACAUUUAAAUAAAAUGUUUCUAACUAGA
Molecule: messenger RNA, 1075 nt
Organism: Lepus europaeus (European hare)
Lineage: Eukaryota; Metazoa; Chordata; Mammalia; Lagomorpha; Leporidae
Gene: SRSF7
Product: serine and arginine rich splicing factor 7
Exons: 8
Coding region: 117-833 (238 amino acids)
Biological process (GO): mRNA splicing, via spliceosome
Cellular component (GO): nuclear speck
Molecular function (GO): zinc ion binding; RNA binding
Source: RefSeq, a predicted model, not a curated record